This is a messenger RNA of Aspergillus aculeatus ATCC 16872, 1972 nucleotides long. Its product is annotated as cytochrome P450. Gene Ontology annotation, molecular function: oxidoreductase activity, acting on paired donors, with incorporation or reduction of molecular oxygen; iron ion binding; monooxygenase activity. The record is from RefSeq and is a predicted model, not a curated record. The coding region runs from base 185 to 1756 and encodes 523 amino acids. Lineage: Eukaryota; Fungi; Ascomycota; Eurotiomycetes; Eurotiales; Aspergillaceae. Gene Ontology annotation, biological process: ergosterol biosynthetic process. The transcript is spliced from 4 exons.
UGCACGCUUCCCUUCGCUCAAUUCCCACCUUGACAUUGCUCAGGAACGCCUUCAUUGCUUCUACCGAGGAAGAGCUCUGAGACUGAUCUUCUACUAUCUCCGGUUGUAGGGGCCUCCUUAUCUGACACACUGCACAAUUAACCGGCCCCUGGUUCUGUCUCACAACUGCUAGCACGACGCAGCCAUGGGCUUUCUCGCGGUCUUACUCGAUACUAUAUGCAAACAUUGCACAGAGUCUUCGAGCCUGGUCAUCUUGGGAACAACACUGCUAGCCCUACUUGCUGUGUCUAUUCUGCUCAAUGUCUUGGGGCAACUUCUUCUCAAGAAUCCGAAAGAACCACCUGUAGUGUUUCAUUGGGUGCCCUUUAUUGGCAGUACGAUCAGCUAUGGCAUGGAUCCAUACAAAUUUUUCUUCAAGUGCCGUGAGAAGUACGGUGACAUAUUCACUUUUGUUCUUCUUGGCAAAAAGACGACUGUCUACCUUGGGACUAAGGGUAAUGACUUCAUUCUUAAUGGCAAGUUAAGGGAUGUUUGUGCCGAAGAGGUUUAUUCGCCCCUUACUACCCCUGUGUUUGGGAGCAAUGUUGUGUAUGACUGCCCAAAUGCCAAAUUAAUGGAGCAGAAGAAGUUCGUCAAAUUCGGCCUCACCUCCGACGCCUUACGUUCCUAUGUGCGUCUGAUAACCGAUGAAGUGGAGGAUUUUGUCCAGAAUUCCCCGGCUUUCCAGGGUGCUAGCGGUGUCUUUGACGUGUGCAAAAUAGUUGCUGAAAUCACCAUCUAUACAGCCUCACGCUCUCUUCAAGGCAAGGAAGUUCGAAGUAGAUUUGAUUCCACCUUUGCUGAGCUAUAUCAUGACCUCGACAUGGGAUUUGCGCCGAUCAAUUUCAUGUUACCCUGGGCUCCUCUUCCCCAUAACCGGAAACGCGAUGCCGCACAGAGGAAAAUGACAGAAACAUACAUGGAAAUCAUUAAGGCCCGUCGCAAUGCUGGAACUGAGAAAGACUCCGAAGACAUGGUAUGGAACCUGAUGUCUUGCGUGUAUAAAGAUGGCACUCAGGUUCCCGACGAGGAAGUCGCGCACAUGAUGAUUGCUCUUCUCAUGGCUGGUCAGCAUUCGUCAGCUUCUACGGCUUCCUGGAUUGUCCUACACCUUGCAGCACACCCGGAAAUUAUGGAUGAGCUCUUUGCUGAACAACUCCGUGUCCUGGGCCCUGAUUUGCCUCCUCUUACAUACGAAGACCUGCAGAAGUUGGAUCUUCAUGCUAAGGUUAUCAAGGAAACAUUGCGUAUACAUGCACCUAUCCAUUCAAUCAUACGUGCGGUGAAGAACCCGAUGCCUGUGGACGGAACACCAUAUGUGAUUCCUACAUCUCAUAAUGUUCUCUCAUCACCUGGUGUGACGGCAAGGUCUGAGGAGUAUUUCGUCAACCCACUAAAGUGGGAUCCUCACCGCUGGGAUGAGGACCUUGCGUCUAAUGCAGAAGAUGAAGAGAAAAUUGACUAUGGGUAUGGUCUUGUUAGCAAGGGCACAAACAGUCCUUACCUUCCAUUUGGCGCUGGAAGGCACAGGUGCAUUGGUGAACAAUUUGCCUAUGUACAACUUGGUGCCAUAACAGCGGCUUUGGUAAGGUUGUUCAAGUUCCGCAAUUUGCCCAAUGUAAAGAGUAUCCCUGAAACAGACUAUUCAUCACUUUUCUCGAAACCCGCUGGAAAAUCGUUUAUUCAUUUCGAAAAGCGUGCUCCUGCGAAGAAUUGAUAUUACUCCUACUCUUAUGCCUCAAAACAAAUGAUGGCAGAUAAUAGUAGAUGUAUAUUCUUAUUGCCUUAUUAAUUCUUAUGCAGAACUUUUGGAAGACUCUAUCUAAUAUUUAUUAGUUAAUUAUCAUGAAAUAAGAAAUAAACAGAAGGCCCAGUGUUAGCUUAUGGCACUGCGGCUAGGAAGCUAAAAUAUAUCCUACGAGUCAGAAACUUC